CCAGCCAUGCAGGCGCCGGCGGCGGCGGAGCGCAACAAGGGCCCGAUCCUGGCGGUGCUGCGGGAGUACGCGGGGCCCGGCGCCCGGCGGGUGCUGGAGGUGGGGGCGGGCGCGGGGCUUCACGCCGCCCACUUCGCCCGGGCGCUGCCCCACACCCGCUGGCAGCCCUCCGACAUCGACCCCCAGGCGCUGCGCAGCAUCGCUGCCUACGCGGAGGCCAUGCGGGUGCCCAACAUGCUGCCCCCCAUCCUGCUGGACGUCUCGCAGGGCUGGGAGACGUGGGGGGGCACCCAGCCCGCCACCCUCGACCUCCUCGUCAGCAUCAACAUGAUGCACAUCGCCGAGCUGCGGUGCACCGAGGGCCUGUUCAAGGGUGCUGGGGUGCUGCUGAAGCCCGGAGGAGUGCUCUUCACCUACGGGCCCUACGCCGUGGAUGGCCAGAUCAGCCCCCAGAGCAACGUGGACUUUGACCGCAGCCUGAGGCAGAGAAACCCCGCCUGGGGCCUUCGGGACACGGCGCUGCUGCGGCAACUGGCUGAGGCCAACGGGCUGUGCCUGGAGAGGAUGGUGGACAUGCCGGCCAACAACAAGAGUCUCAUCUUCCGCAAGCAGUGACCUGCCCCACGGCACCCCCCGGCACGGCCGCCCCCCACCUCGUUGAUGCCUCCUGGAGGGGUCCCACCAUCCUCUCUGUGGCUGGAGAGCUGGGGAGGGGGCAGUCUCCCCCAGCCCCCUCGGGGCUCCCUUUGCAAUGGGGUGUCUCAGUGUGGCCCAGAGAAGCCACCACAGCUGCCAUGGGGGGGCACAGGUCGGUGGAGUGGGCACAGCACCCCCGGGCACGGGGGACAUUCCUUGCUUGGUGCUGGUUUCCCCAGAGGACAGCGUGCAAAAGGUUGGGGGGACCCAUUCCCCUCUUUCCCCCCACCCCGGGACUGUGCUUCUGCCCCCUAAUAAACUCUGGGGCCUUGCCCCCCCCACCUGCA
Messenger RNA from Calidris pugnax (ruff), 983 nucleotides. It is a transcript of the gene METTL26, whose product is annotated as chromosome unknown open reading frame, human C16orf13. The coding region runs from base 7 to 615 and encodes 202 amino acids. Lineage: Eukaryota; Metazoa; Chordata; Aves; Charadriiformes; Scolopacidae. The transcript has 6 exons. The record is from RefSeq and is a predicted model, not a curated record.